This is a messenger RNA of Lactuca virosa, 1113 nucleotides long. The record is from the annotation of a GenBank genome assembly. Lineage: Eukaryota; Viridiplantae; Streptophyta; Magnoliopsida; Asterales; Asteraceae.
AUGAAACUGAAGAAAACUGGUGUUUCAGCGCGAGUUAUAAAUGCAAUGUUCAGCCAAUGGGGAAUAGCAGAAAGUGCAGUAUCAAAUAUGGGAUGGAACAUAAGCGGAGAAUUAUGCAGCGGCACUGCCGUUGACACUACCACCGACUUCGAUUCCCAGGGUUACAAUCCCGGCAUCAAAUGCGACUGUAAUAUCCCCAAUUCUACUACUUGCCACAUCACCCGACUAAAAGUUUAUGCAAUGGACGCUGUGGGCCCGAUCCCAGAAGGACUUUGGACUUUGAGAUACCUUACAAAUCUUAAUUUAGCCCAGAAUUACUUGACAGGUCCCUUGUCACCUUCCAUUGGCAGUUUAACUCGUAUGCAGUACAUGAGUAUCAGCAUAAAUGCGUUAUCAGGGCAGGUUCCACCAGAGCUAGGACAGCUUACUGACCUUAUAUCACUGGCAUUUGGCACAAACAAUUUCAGUGGUUCCCUGCCCUCUGAACUUGGAAAUCUGAGAAGAUUACAACAGCUUUACAUUGAUAGUGCUGGAGUUGGUGGUGAUAUACCUCCUACUUUUGCUAAUUUACAGAACCUGCAGACAGUAUGGGCUUCUGAUAAUAAUUUCACAGGCAGAAUACCGGACUUUAUAGGAAAUUGGUCACAGUUACGAUCCUUGAGGUUUGAGGGGAACUCUUUUGAAGGUUCAAUACCACCUUCAUUUUCUAAUCUGACCCUUUUACAAGACCUGAGGAUAAGUGGUUUAUCUAAUGGAACUCUGGAUUUUAUUCAGAACUUGAAGUCCCCUGAAAUGUUGAGGUAUAACAGAAUUUCUGGCUCUUUUCCAAGUGGCAUAGUAGAAUUUGUAAACCUGACACAACUGGAUUUUAGUUUCAACAACUUGAGGGGGGAGAUUCCAAAUGGAUUGUUCUACAUGAGGCAAAUAUCUUUCUUGUUUCUUGGAAACAAUAGUUUAUCUGGUGCUAUUCCCGGUGGUUUGGCUUUGAACUCGCCUCUCCGCAUUAUUGAUCUGUCAUACAAUAAACUAUCUGGGACACUUCCUUUCUGGGCCACUGAUCCGACCUUACAAGUGUAUACACUUGUUUCUUUAAAUAUUGAAUUUAAAUUCUGA